Messenger RNA from Ambispora gerdemannii, 280 nucleotides. NCBI's taxonomy places the organism in Eukaryota, Fungi, Glomeromycota, Glomeromycetes, Archaeosporales, Ambisporaceae. The record is from the annotation of a GenBank genome assembly.
AUGCCAUUGACCUAUUACAUCGACCACAUUUCACCUAUUUCGAUUGUCUAUUUCAAUGCUUUUUUAGUACUUUUCACUACCAUCAAAUCUGUAAGCGUUCCAACACUAGUGAACUUGGAUUCGGAAUCAAAUUCUACGACACUGCAAAAUUAUAAUGCCUCAAUCGAUGCAUUCUUGUCUCUCGUUACUAUCAUUCCACCAAUAUUCAUUUUAUUGACACUAAACAAAAAAUCUAUCGAAUAUACACUGUUUCUGAUAUUUGACGAUUUCCUCGUAUUUG